Molecule: messenger RNA, 3414 nt
Organism: Saccostrea echinata
Lineage: Eukaryota; Metazoa; Mollusca; Bivalvia; Ostreida; Ostreidae
Product: alpha-(1,3)-fucosyltransferase fut-1-like
Exons: 1
Coding region: 302-1084 (260 amino acids)
Cellular component (GO): membrane
Molecular function (GO): alpha-(1->3)-fucosyltransferase activity
Source: RefSeq, a predicted model, not a curated record
GCUCUGCGAGAGAUUCUUUGUGGUUUUCGUUAUCUCUACUGCAUUUAUCUUCCUCCUAUUAGAAUCAACUGAACCCCUCAGUUCAACGAAUAAACCAUCAUUUAAAAGCGCUACGGAAAAUAACUUGUCUAUUACAUCAAACAAAGAAUGGAGAAUAUUGUGGUACAAUAUACCAUCGUAUCUUGUGAAAAGUUUUAAUUAUGCUAAAUCUAAAAAAUGUAAUAGGCACCCUAGAUGUCUCUUUUCAUCGGAUCUCAAGGAUCUUAAUAGAAGUGACGUGGUUAUAUUCACACAAUCUUACAUGGCGGUUAAUCCGCCACAUAAACGAUCUCAGCAAAUAUUUGUAUUUAACUCAAUGGAAAGUCCUGCAUUUAUGGGACGACCAUCACCAAAAUGGGACGAUAAAUUAGACUGGCUUAUGUCAUAUCGUAGAAACUCAGAUAUUCACAGGCCAUAUGGAACUUUACGCAAACGAACCACGCCUUUAGUGAAGAACUACAAAAAUGUGUUUAAGAAGAAGAAACUAUUCGGUGUAUGGAUGUCUGGACAUUGCCCCGUGCCAUCUCGCCGUAGGGAUUAUAUAAAAGAACUGAAAAGGUUUAUAGAAAUCGACAUGUUUGGUACUUGUGGUGAUCGUGUUUGUCUCAAUCGAUCUCCAUUUAUAAGCGAGUGCUUGAGAAACUUUUCUAGAGAUUAUAAAUUCUAUUUUGCGUUUGAAAAUAAUAUUUGCGAGGACUAUACGACUGAAAAAUUAUACAAUUUAUAUUUGGGCAAUUUAGAUGUAAUACCUGUUAUAAAUGGCCCACAAACAGCAGCGGAAUAUUUACCUAAAGGGUCGUUUAUAAGCGCUUUGGAUUUUCACUCACCUAGGGCUUUGGCAGAAAAACUUAAAGAAAUUGCCACCAAUGAAGAAGUCUUUACUCAAUACCUUAGAGAAAAAGACAAAUAUUACGAAAUUGGUAUUGACGAAGUAUUUCUUAAUUCGAUGUGCAAGAUAUGUGACAUUUUGGAUAAAACAAAUGGAAAACCUGAACGACCAAAAGGAACGAUUUGGGAACGCUUCUUUUCUAAAGGAGGAUGUUGAAAAAAAAAUUGAUUGCCAUCAAUAUUUGUAUAGAAAACCAAAGAUAACCUAAAGGGAUACUAGUGACCUGUCAUACGUGCAAAACGCCAACAAUUCCUCAAGAUGCUGCUUCUUGUUAAUUAAUAUAGCAAUAUCCCAACAUCGCCUGCUGUGAUAUCUCCCAACAAAUUCCAGAAGCAAUAACACGCUCUCAUUACGAUUAGUUAUUUAACUGAGGCAAUCUACUGACAAAUGAGUUCAUGUUACAAGGAUUUCAACAACCCCGUUCAAAGUCAGCUUUUCGCAUUUUUUACAGUCAUUAUAAUGACCUCGUUUUUAAAUAUAACCUAGAGAUGUGUCGUAUUGUGUCUGAUAGGUUUGUACCAUUUUAGGUCAUUGCUUUAUUAAAAAAUGAAGAUAACGAACAGUAAUUAAGCUGAAAAGCCAAUGGAAACAAAAUGAUUUGGCAAAUACGGACCUCUAAAUCAUCAGAAGUGGGAUAAGGUGCCAGGUAGGAGUAAACAUCUCCUGUCGACCGAUCAAACAAGUCGUGCUCCUUGUCAUGAUCAGGCAAAUGGAUAAAGUCGUAGACAAUUCUGUGUGAACAUAAAGGCCUAACAAUUUGUAUGAAAAAAGUCAGUCAACAUUCGAUUUAACGAAAAAUUGUAAUUUGUCAAGGACAUUGUAUCAACCAUAGGAUUUGCGAAAGAGACAAUUGAUAUCCUUGUACCAUCAACUAAUUUGCCAAUAGCUUUCCUCGAUGUAGAAAAUGUUCGUACGUAGAGCAUGCUCUUGUGUAUCAAACAAACUGAGAGACAUAAACUACAUAAGAAGGUGGUAAUGGUAAAUUGCUGUAAAGAGAAGGGAAGUUGGCGAUAGAAAAGUUGAGGUCAUCACGUUUAUAAUUAAUUUUUUUAAAUUUGUUAGGUUACUAUUAACUUCUUUUUCCUGUAGAAUAUCCAAAUAUGAUACAGAUAUGAAACAGAUAUAUCAGACUCUCUGGUGCCUUUUAUUUCGUGUUCAAAGGGAUAGAUAGAAUCACGUAGGAAUUAAAAUGAUUUUUGUAGUCGAUAUCUCUAAAUCUCUAAUUGAAAGCCUCAGCAAGGGACUUCGUUUCAUGUAGAAGUUUUUGAAUAAGUUCUGCUUCAUAUGAAUAGAAAAAUAGGUCUGCUUAUAAAAUAAUUUAUGCUAAAUUUGACUACUGAGUACUCAGUAUACCUGAUCAACAUGUAGGAUUCACGGCGGGUGUGACCGGUCAACAGGGGAUGCUUACUCCUCCUAUGCACCUGAUCCCACUUCUGUUGCUUCCAGGGAUUCGCGGUUGUGUUGAGUGCACAAUUCGUUUUGCUUACUAGAUUAUAAGCAAAAUAUAAUAAUGGUCACUAUUCGUCAUCUUGAAAUUUUACAAUCAGAAAGGUUACACCAACUAAAUACAAUAUAUUAAUAGUCUCCCCCACAGAAAGUUCGCAUGCGUAACUUACAAUAGUAUUUUAUUUCUUAUUUAGGUCGAUAAUUAAGGAUUUAUUUAAUACUUCAUUACAACUUUUAACGUUUAAGUGAUUGAUAAGUAUCUCAUUAGGAUUUUAUAUGAAAAUGAGCUGUUUGAACUGUUAAAGAGUCGUAAAUCUAUACCACUUAUGAUUUAAACAUAUUUUAUUUCAAGUGUUAACCGGUUUGAUUUUGUGCAGCUAUGGACAUCUUAUGAGUUAUUCAUUCGACCUAUGUGUGACCGGUCGACAGGGGAUGCCUACUCCUCCUAGAUAUCUGAUCCCACCUCUGGAAUUCCCAGGGGUCCGUGUUUUAUGCUCUGUUCACAGAUUUGUAUUGUUUGUUGAUUUGUUUUUUGGAGAUCGAUCACUUUUCGUACUCUUCACUUUUUUCAUUAUGAGUGAAUUUCAGCAAUGUCUUUUAGAUGAUGAUACAAAACCGGUUGCAUGAUGAUCCAAUGUUUUACAUAUGCUUUUAAAACAUACAUGGACCUAUAGCUAUGGAAAAUAAAAUCCAGUUUUGUUGUUGAGAAUAUUGAUAAUAUUUAACACUGACAUAUUAUUUUGAAGAAUUUCCCAUAGAUAAGGAAAUAUAAGUUGGAUUACCACUUCUAGAAUUAAAUCCAAGUUCCUCUAAAAUGCAAUUGUAAUAAUGAGCCUUACAAUCAAAGACUGUUGUUACCUGUUUUGUCAGCUGGGAAAAGUACAUUUUGAUCAUUUAAUCUAUCUAGACAGGACACAAAACGAGAUGCAAUGAACAUAAGUAAAAUUCUUAGUCAAAUGAAAAUUCAGUCUGGCAUAUUUCAAGUUGAUUGAUUGAUUGGUUGUGUGUUGUUUUACAUCCUAUAAAAUUUCUGUGAAUUA